AUGCUGGACGGCUUGUCCGACGAGGAGCCGGCGGGGAAAGCGUCUGCAACUGCGGCAAUUCCUGCUCUUCGGUGGCGCAUGAAGAAGCCUGCCGCGUGCGGCCUAGACCCAGACCCUUCUGCGGCGGACAUCUCUUCGGCAGAGGACAUAGCGCACGUGAAGAUCUGCUCGGACCCAAGCACGUGUGCUCGCUGCUUGUACCUGCGAAAUCGUGAGCACUGGAGCGACGUGGCUGCUCUCACUUCGGAUGGCCAGCCAAUGGGAACGUGGCUAAUGCCCAUGCUGGGCAAACAUGGCAAGUGGGGUCUCGGAUGCUUUGUUUGCCGCAAGAAAGGGCUUGUCUCUGCUUGGGCUGAAGGUCGCGUGCAGACUUUGUCGCUGGGUAAUGUACGCCGGCAUGGCCAGUCUUUACAACACUGCGAGGCUUCCGAAGAAGGUGGCUAUGACAACCUUGCGUCUGGGAAGACAAGGAAGCUGGCACCUCCAACUGAAACCUUCGCCAAAGUCUUGCAGCACAGGAAAGAAGGCAAGGCGCUGCGCAGCGGGCUGGACCAAAUGGGCGCCUGGAAGAUCACCAAAAUCCAGUACUGCCUCGCAGAAGCAGUGCGCGAGGAGGCCAGAGCGCAGCUCAGAAGAUCGCACUGCAUUGCUCUCAAAAUGGAUUCACGUGAAGGCAUGCUCCUGGUUCGCUUCACGGCCUGCGACGCAGACUUGAGCGUAGCAAAGGGUGUCCUAGGACACAAGCGCAUCCAGGAAAGAGAAACCUCCAGCGCGCUGGUGAGGUCUGUGCGUGACAUGGUGCGACACUUCUGCCUUGUGCGUGGAUGCCUCGAUGAGGGAUUGGCGGCUCACAUUUGCGACAAGGUGCAGAUCAUCUGCGCGGACAAAGCCUCCAACGAGCAGGUGGCUGGACGGAUGGCGCGCAGUGACACCAAUCCGCUGUUCAAGAAUGCGCACGUGGUGAACCACGAUUCGGCACACGCUAUGCAGAGGGUGUUGAAGAGGCCGUGGCAGGCCAUCGAGCCCAUCCAGUCAGUCAUCGACGAUUGGAUCACCGGGCCAGACAGCGUGACGCAAAUGAUCGAGCACAGCACCGUGCUGUCAUCUGUGUACCACACGUACUGUCAAAAGCUGGAAUCCUGCCCCAUCCACUCCAAGAGGAUCAAAGAUCUGCGGGCAGCCAAACACAGGUUCGCUAGCCUGCAGAAGCCCUUGGGUCGCUGUGUGUUGACGUGGGAUGCAGUCAUGUCUACUCUGCUGUGGGCGGCGGCGAACCGCACUGGAGCAGAACGUCAGCGCUGCGUGGCAUGCCUGUCAACGCUGACCGAGGAGCGCCUGAUCCUUAUGGCUAUGUGUGCGGACGUAGCCGACGAAAAUACACGAGCGCUUCGAUACGUAGAUUCGGAGGAUUGGGAUCCGGCCGAGUGGCCAAAGGAGCUGGGCAUGCUUAUGGAUCGAUUGCAUUUCCUCAUCAACAAGGGCGGAGUCCUGGACCAGGGCUACACUGCGUGCAUGUUGGACCUUCUCCGCGAGCAGCGGGGCUUUCUUGUGGAUGGGGCUGCUGUGACCCUCGGUGGGGAUGGUCGUGUCACGCCGGCCAUUCUGGUUUCCUGCUGUGACGUGUUUAAAGCCUACGUCAGUCUCGCCGUCCAGACGAUGCAACAAGAAUUCCCCUUGCAUGAUCUUUUGAGCUCCCUCGCGAUCUUUGACAUCAGACCUAGGAGAAAUUCAGGUGCGGGAAUGGACGACUUGGUAUGGACUGAGCGGCGCAAGGCGAAUCUUGCUCGUCUGGCCCAGGCGUGCAAUGUGAGCCCAGACAGCUUGCUAAGCCAGUACAUUGACCUUGAGCCCGUGGCACGCUUCCAUAUAGCUUCUGCUGAGGGCACAAGCUUUGAUGCGUGGCGUACAGCCUUGUUGCGAUGCCGGCAAGGCCGGAGAGAACUCAAGGCACGGCAUCCUGUUGAUGCCAUUUGGCCGGCUCUCAUUCUUUACGGAGCGUUUUCUGGCUUGUCGACAAGUGGCGUCGAGCAGGGCUUCGCUCUGCUCGAUCGGUUCCAGCCAGCUGAGCGCCGGCAUAUGCUGGAGAGCACCUGCGAGGACGAGGCCUAUCUCCUUCUGCAAGGAGACAUCCCUGAGAAAUCCUGCUGCGAGCGAGCACAGAAGAUCUGGAUGGAGAGCUUUGCCGCGCCGAGGCAGAGCAGCAACAAGCGCUUCGACAAGGGUGUGCCACGCGCGCCGGAUCCUCAUUCCGAGAAGUCCUUCAUCAAAAAGCGCCGCUUGCAGGUGGACGAGGGAGCGUCAGCUGUGGAUCCGGAGGAUGUGUUGCAGGCAGCGGCAAACCGCACAUUCCAGAGCCAGGCUGUGCUAGAUGAAGAAUCUUGGCAACGAGGCCAAAAAUAUACAAACAAGCUAAUGGCUUACUUGGACGGUGCUCUGUUGCAGUCAGAAGUGGACGAUGCUCUCGUCGAGGCCGCUGUGGCACUCAAGACGCACCAGGAACACUUGGAUGCAGGCCGCAAGCGGCGCGAGGCUGACAUUGUCAAGAGGCUGCGGCCUCAGCAUAUAGACGUGCAGAAGGCCACCUACUACGUGGAAGAUAAUGCGGAUCACUACGUGGUAGCAGAUCCCGGAAGUUCCGGAGAUGACGUGCUCCUAGCAGCGGUGCUGCAGGGUGGCAUUCUCUGUAGUGUGGACUAUGCCAAGUCCAAGGGCAAGUCCGGAGUUGCCUUCUGCUUCGAUGCUGCCGUGGCCGUGAAGCGCCAGUUUUACGUCUCGGAAGCAUUCCGUGCAGAAAAACCAGCCUUGGCUGCUGUCAUCUUUGGGGCAGUGGAACGUCGGAUUGCCAAGUGGACGCGAAUUCGAAAUCUAGGAGACUUUGUGGAUCGAACUCUUGCGAACCGCAGGCAGCAGCGCAAGUAUCAAUGUGUAGGCCUGUUCGCGGACAGUGAAGCAGCGCAGGUGGAGGGCGAGGCCAACAUGUUUGUCCACCAAUCUUUCCUGAAAUUCGUUUCCCGCCCUGCAGUCGCCAUGACAGGGGCACGAUGCUGA
Messenger RNA from Symbiodinium sp. CCMP2592, 3048 nucleotides. NCBI's taxonomy places the organism in Eukaryota, Dinophyceae, Suessiales, Symbiodiniaceae. The record is from the annotation of a GenBank genome assembly.